Balearica regulorum gibbericeps (East African grey crowned-crane) is the source of this 911-nucleotide messenger RNA. The record is from RefSeq and is a predicted model, not a curated record. Lineage: Eukaryota; Metazoa; Chordata; Aves; Gruiformes; Gruidae.
AUAAUCUAUAUUGCCUGUUAUCCCAAGGUGUGUGAAACAAUCCUUUUCAAGAUGUAUGGAAUAUCACAUGUUGCAUCAACACCACGAGCAAGUUCAACAGCAUUUAAUGGAGAACAUAGCCGCAGCCUCUCACAACGUAUUUUUCCAAGUUAUGCUUGCGCCUUUUUGGACGAUGACCCUGCCUAUGAGUGUUGUUCCACAAAUCUUCUGACAGGCUCCCUUUCCACAUGUCGCCGCAGCCCUCGCCUGCUUUCUAAUGGCUAUUACAUUUUGACACAAGACAGUUUUCUGUCUGAUGAAGAGGGCAACGUAACACUGACACCAUCCCAGACAAGUGUUACAUAUAAAGAGAAUUUAGUUCGCGUAUUCAGGCGAAGGAAGAAAAUCCGUCGCUCUCUUGCCAGCUUGUUCAAUCUUGGUGCCUCCAGUUCGUGGCUCAGCAGCACCGUCCUCAGCAAUAUGGAUUCCUCCCACAUAGAUGAUCCUUGGCCUGAUGAAUGCAGUAAGCUAGAGGCCAGUCAGAGUGAUACUGGUGAUUCAGACUUUUCUUCUGAAUAUAAUAGCCACGUACCACAAAGGCAAACUCCAGCAUCUAAAGGAGCCUCUCUCCACAAAGAUGAGGAAUUUCUUCGGUUUGGGAAACCAUUUUGUGCUUCACAAUCGUGCUCUCCAUUUAUAAUAAAUGCAAAUGAAGAGACUUUGAGCAAUGCAAAAUCCAGGACAGUGCGAAAUGUCCUUUCUCAGAUGGUUGCGCUGAUCAUGUGUUUAAUCAUUUCACUAUGCACAAGAUAUUUUCUGGGAGGAUUGUCUGCCACUUUGUUGCUGAUAAUUUUAGUUUUUCUUUUGUCCCAAGAUGCUGCUGUGUCAUCUUUCUUUAGUGUUGAUGCAUCUUUCAAAACAACGAAGUUUUG